AUGAUGUUAAAGUAUCUGAUCUCUCAAUUAAUCAGUUGGAAACAUAGUGAUAAAUUAGAUAUCCAUCUCCAAGAUCUACAACUAACAAAAGGCAAUGGAAAUCGAAAUAGAAAAGUUACCGCUAAUAAUUCCUCAUCUACUCCAAUUCCUAGUUUAAAUUCUAAUAAUUAUGGUAAUUCUAAUACAAGGAAGAAUUAUACAUCUAAUUCAUCUGGUCCAUGGAAUAAGAAUGGUUUAAAUCAUUAUCCUCAAGUAAUUCAUAAUCAUAAAGUUAGAAAUCGUUCUCUGUCUACUAAGGAUCAAAAUAGAGUAUUUUCCACUAAUGAAUAUAGAUCAGGAUCAGGACCUGAAUAUGAUACUUAUAUCCAGAGAAGUUUUUCAUCCAAUCAUUACAACUACAAUAAUAAGAGAAGGAAUAAAAGUAUUAAUAGGUCCAACAGUUAUAAUCAAAGCAAUUAUAGAAAGGAUCCUUUAAAAGAUGAUAUUACGACUACAACUACCACUACGAAAUUAACUAAAGAAAUUUCAAAUGGUACUUUUAUUUAUGUCCCUGUUGAUACUAAAUAUACUUUAGUACAUAUUCCUCCAGACGUGCCAAUUCCUUCAUCAGCAAUUCCCUUAGGUAUACUUCCAAAAUAUGUAUCAUCGUAUAAUCAUCUCAAUCCUACUAAUAAAGAAAAUAAACAAUUAUCAGCCAUGGAUCAAGUUCGUAAAGAGUUUAAGCAAAAAUUGAUUGAAAGUGCAAAGGUAUUAAUUCAUAAUAAAGAUGAAACUGAUCAUAAAUCUAAAUCGGUUAAAUUUGUUUAUAAUCCCAAAAAGCCAGCUAAUAAGGAAAAUCCCUAUUCAACUACUGGCUUCUUCCCUUUAUCAGUACUUAGAAAUAGAUCAGAUUUGUCAACAACUACAUUAUCUUUAUCGGGUGAGGGAAAUGACUUAUCAGAAACUGAAUCUUAUAGUCAGUCUACUAUUGGAUCAUCUUCAUAUGAUAUUCAAAUUCAGUUACCUAAUAAUUAGCAGCCAUUUUAGUAUAGAGGAGAGAAGAGAAAAAAUUAAUAAAUAUGAG
Messenger RNA from Scheffersomyces amazonensis, 1063 nucleotides. RefSeq lists its product as uncharacterized. Bases 1 to 1014 code for a protein of 337 amino acids. NCBI's taxonomy places the organism in Eukaryota, Fungi, Ascomycota, Pichiomycetes, Serinales, Debaryomycetaceae. The transcript has a single exon. The record is from RefSeq and is a predicted model, not a curated record.